AUUUAAUAAUUUGAGCUGAUUAUUUUUAGAGACAACGAAUUAAAUUUAAAGAGUUGAGAAAUCAACGGAGAGACUUGCAAAAGAAACAGGUCAGAUCCUCCUUCCAAUCUCUCAACAAAAGAAAGAGAAGAACAGACAUGGGGCUGACAUUUACAAAGCUCUUUAGCCGGCUUUUUGCCAAGAAGGAGAUGCGUAUUUUGAUGGUGGGUCUUGAUGCAGCUGGUAAAACCACUAUUUUGUACAAGCUCAAGCUCGGCGAAAUCGUCACCACAAUCCCAACCAUUGGAUUCAAUGUUGAGACCGUGGAAUACAAGAAUAUCAGCUUUACUGUAUGGGAUGUUGGUGGUCAGGACAAGAUCCGUCCUUUGUGGAGGCACUAUUUCCAGAACACUCAGGGUCUCAUUUUCGUGGUGGAUAGCAAUGACAGGGACCGUGUUGUUGAGGCAAGGGAUGAGUUGCACAGGAUGUUGAAUGAGGAUGAAUUGAGAGAUGCUGUUUUGCUUGUAUUUGCCAACAAGCAAGAUCUUCCCAAUGCAAUGAAUGCUGCUGAAAUAACUGAUAAGCUUGGUCUUCAUUCUCUCCGCCAGCGUCACUGGUAUAUCCAGAGUACAUGUGCAACUUCUGGAGAGGGCCUUUAUGAGGGGCUCGAUUGGCUUUCCAACAACAUCACUAGCAAGGCAUGAGCCAGGAUCGGUGUUUUGGUUGUUAGUUAGAUUUGUUGGAAAUCUGGCAAAUCCAGGAAGGAUACCUUCCUCUUUAUUCAGGAACUUUUGUAAUGACAGAAUGUUUACUAGAUAAAUAUAAUAUGUGCUUUCUUUUUCAAUUUGUGGGUAAUCUAUGUCCUAGGAAGCAAUCUUUAAAACAAGAAAUGCAUGCCGUUAUAUGUAGGCCUAUUUUAAAUUUCUUGGAACCGUGUGAAUCCUCAACUCAACAUUGAAUGAAUCUGUCAUUCCAUUUUCUACAGCAGAAUACUACUUCUUUGACUACACAUUCACAGUAG
Molecule: messenger RNA, 1000 nt
Organism: Durio zibethinus
Lineage: Eukaryota; Viridiplantae; Streptophyta; Magnoliopsida; Malvales; Malvaceae
Product: ADP-ribosylation factor 1-like
Molecular function (GO): GTPase activity; GTP binding
Source: RefSeq, a predicted model, not a curated record